Phyllopteryx taeniolatus (common seadragon) is the source of this 3906-nucleotide messenger RNA. RefSeq names its product M-phase phosphoprotein 9. Lineage: Eukaryota; Metazoa; Chordata; Actinopteri; Syngnathiformes; Syngnathidae. The record is from RefSeq and is a predicted model, not a curated record. Gene Ontology annotation, cellular component: centriole. Bases 114 to 3248 code for a protein of 1044 amino acids. The transcript has 23 exons.
AUUUUAGCAGCCAAUCAGCGCCUGGCUAGCAUCUCCCUGACAAAUAUGGAUGACAGGACGACGCUCGUAAACUGGUGUCAGAGUUCCCCCCACCUCUGCACGGGCCCUUAAACAUGUCCACAGAUGACAGCGUCUCUGAGGACGUGUCCAGCUCUGGGCCGCGGAGCCACUGCCGGGCCAGUGGCGAAGGCGGCAAGGAGAGCGAGGUGUCCCCGCUGUCCUCCGAGGCCACCACGGCCUCGGGGCUGGGGGCCUCUGAGGGCAGAUGCUCGGCCUCCCAGACCACGGGGGGCACUGUGGCCAGCCAGACCGUCAAGAGCACACCAGCGCACAACAAGAUCAGGGGACUGUGUCUGAGCACAGAGGAAGAUGCGUUCACUCCAGGCAAGAACCUGCCGUUCAUUAACCCGAGCUCCCUGGAGACCCUCCGAGCCCUGGUGGAGGAGAUACGCAGCGGCGGUGAGACGGACCCGCAGGUCUGGAAGGACUGCGAGGGCCGAUGGCUGCAUCUGUUUCAGCUGGUGGAGAAGCAAUACCAGGAGCAAAUCCUCGCGCAGCAAGAACAGUACCAGUGCCAAAUACAGUUAAUUCAGGACGAGAUCAAGGCGCUGGUGCAGCUCCAGAACCGGCCGCCGCAUGCAGACUUCACCCACAGCGCCGCCAUCCAAACCAGCGAGGACACCACGACCACUAAAGACUUCCUGUUGCCACUUAUGGCCGGCGACUGCUCUUUCCCCGCACACGCGCCCAGCGACAGCGACAGCCUGGCCGCCCCCGCCGCCCUCUCCCCGUUCAGCUCCCCCUCUCCACCCCAUAGGUCGGACGGUGCCAUCCCGCCGGCCGAUGAGCGGGCCACCACGGGGCUCAGCAGCGGCUACGGCACGCUGUCCGCCUGGGAGACGGGAGAAAUGCGAGAGCACCGGUGGUUGGAAGACGCCGAUUCAACCGCCAUUACGCAGGACGAAGCCAAGGCUCAUGGACAGGAGGAUCCGUCAGUAGCCCACCAGCAGAAAACCUCUGGUCAGGUUUUGACCUCCUGGGCUCUGAGGCAAAAACUGCAAGCCAAGAAGCUCAAGACGGGAGCUUCCCGAAUUCCUGAAUACCAAGAGCUGCCGCGCAGCUCGGGCGAUUCGGGCCAGGGUCCUCUGGAGAGCGCCGACUUCCAGCGUCGCGCCGCAUCGUCGUCCUGCGCCUCUUUUUCACUGAGGAGGAGCGAUAGCCUCUUGUCCGAGGCCUCAGGCCUAACCUACUGGCGUCUGAACGAGUGCGACCUCUAUCACCGUCUGCCGGACGCCCUCGACCACAGAAGCAGUGGCGCAGCUUACUUCCUGCGAGAAGCUUCCACGGAUCAGGCAGAGGACCUUGGUGUUUCUCUGCGAGAGAUCUACCAUCACAAGCACAGGACGGACAUCAAACGUUCCGACUGGGAACGCUCCGGGGCUUCCACUCCGUUGUCGCUCCAGCCACUGCUAGUGGAGGCAUCCCAGCCUUCCUCCACGACGCCUGUGAGUCUAGACGCCGUCUCCGAUGUGUCCCAGGAAGCCCCGUCCACCCCGCAGACCAAGACUGGCGAGGAGGAAGCCACCUGUACCCGCACUACUACUUUGAGGCCUGGUUCUGGUUCUCCAGAAGAUCCUGUUGUCCUCUCACUGUUGCGACAGAACCUGAGAGAGAAGCACUCCCGACACGUGGCCGACCUGAAGGCCUAUUACGAAUGCGAGAUUCAAGUCCUGCGAGACAAGCUGGAGCUCCGAUAUCUGCCCGGAGACCUGGAGACGAGCAACCGGAUGCUCUCAGACAGGUGUCAGCACCUGGAGAAAGCACUGGCUGAAGCCGGCCGACGUAUCGACCAGCUGGAGGAAACCAACGCCACGCUGGAGAAACAGCUAGCGGAGUGGCCCGAGCGCUACGCGGUGGCGGGCGCCACUGUCAAGUCCCUGCGUCAGCGUCUGGAGGACAGCAAGCGCUCGGCCAGGGAGAAGGCGGCGGUCGCGCUGAAGGCUCGACGGCAGGCCGACGACAGCGAGGCCAGGAGAGAUCGGGAGGUCCAGGCCAAGAAAGAGCUUCUUACACAAUACGACUGUGUGCUGAAGGAUAACGAUAGACUGAAGAUCAACUUGCUGUCAACAGAGGACAAACUUUACCAAGCCAACAAUCUCAUUUCAGACCUGAAAAGAACCAUUUCUAAAUUGGAGUCUCAAGUGCGGCAGCUGGAGCAUGAGAACCAAGCAAGGGUCCGCCACACCCCCCACGCUGCCUCCCAGCCAUCCGGAGCAGGUCUUUUCCACCAUCCCGACCUGCUUCACUCGCCUAGCAGAGGCAACGCCGAGCCAGACGUCACCCGCAGGAGGUCGCCCCGUCCGGACGUCCACCAGCCGGCUGUCUCCACAAAAUCUGUGUUCCCUUCCGAGACUCUGAUGAGGUGCGCGUCCUCCCGAGACCCCGACCGAACGCCGCCCCCAUCCAGACUCCGGGAGGAGGGUGCCGGCCUCUUGACGCCCAUCAUGAGGGCGCUGAUCGAGAUGGAGGAGACCCGAGCCACCGAGAGCAGAGCCCCCUGGCUGGCCAAUCACAGGCCAUCGCUUGGCAGCGUAGGAGGUCCACUCAGAAGUCAGAGGAGUUUGUCUCCGGACAGCCAUCGGUCCUCCUCGCUGCCUCCGCCAGGACUACGGAGUACAAUCGUAACCACACCUACAAAGAGAGAGCUGUUAAUUGCCCCAUUUCCAACCAAGGGCAGCCCCAAGCGCUGCCCCACCGAGAACUACUCCACUGCCUUUGGGCACAUGAUGCCGCGCGAGGAGCACCUCAGUAACAGGUCUGAUGCACACGCUGACCACACGAGGCGCCACUCGUUCCACAGCAGCAGUCCCAGGAAGAAACUACACUUUGGGUCAGCUGACCACCAAGAUGCUGCUGUCGGCUUGGAGCCGCCUGACUUUGGUGACACGCAGCUGGCGUGUGGAGGAGGAGGGGGAUCCCCAGGAGGUUGCCCAGCCUCUGACAACAAAGUCCAGUCACUGGCAGAGGCUGAGAGACUUUUUGAUGAUCUUACACGGGAGAAACUGGAGAUUGAGGCAUCUCUGAGCCGCAUGCCGCCAUCGUCGUCGGGCGGUCGAGUGAGCAUGAAGACCAGGCUGGACCAGGUGGCCUUAGAGGAGCGUCUGGAGCGUCUGAACCGAGAACUUGGGUCCAUCCGCAUGACACUCAAGAGGUUCCAUGUCCUGCGCUCCUCCGCCAGCAUUGCGUAGCAGCAUGCUAACAAGGCCUGUCACGAUAAUUUUUUUAGGACAAUAUAGUUUGAGAUUACACUUAAUACACUUAACUUUCCACGAGUCCACUAGCGGCUAAUGACACAGCCCUCCAACUAGCCGUCGGCUCAAUCAAUGAGCCGCACGCCGGGUCACCACAACAAUGACAAUUUUUCGAGUCCAUAAAAACCAUUUAAUUUAUUGAACGAUUAUUCAAUAUAGUAAUUAUCGUGACAGGCCUAAUGCUUAUGUUAGCAUGGCCAUGCUACCACAUUUUUUUUAUUUUUUUAAACAUGCUACCUACCACUCGGGGAUACUUUUGAUACGUCUUUUCUGGAAGUCUAUAUUUUUAGUACCACACAGAUUUGUAGAUACAUUUUUUUUAAAACUCAAAGGACAUUUCUAAUAGAAGUUUUCAAACAGUCGCAAUACUUUCUUCCAUGCUCUUGUUUACAUCAUUGACAUUGAAGGAAAUAGUUUUGUUUACCUGACAUUCCAACUGUCUUUGUUUUGUCUUUUCUUACAUUCUUUAUUUUUUUGUGGCAGGACAGGAGCCAGCACAAUCAUCAUAUUUUAUUUUUUAUGCUUACCCAAAUCCACCGUGGAACUAUUACUGAUUGUGAUCCACAUUGCACAAUAAAUUUUGCUUAUAUUUCUA